Molecule: messenger RNA, 254 nt
Organism: Racocetra persica
Lineage: Eukaryota; Fungi; Glomeromycota; Glomeromycetes; Diversisporales; Gigasporaceae
Source: the annotation of a GenBank genome assembly
AACAAAUGGUUAAUCUUUUAAAGCUAUUUGAAGAAAUUACAAGACACAUUUGUAGAUUGAAGUAUCCUACUUUGAACCUUGUAUAUCUCUAUAUUAGAACUUUAAAAAAUAAUUUUGUGCCUAAAGUUGAAAAUGAGAAAUUAUUCAAGGCUUGGAUUAAUCUAAUUUACGGUACAGAAGAUUCGGAUACUGGUACUAAUUCAAGCCUUAGUAGUGAUAAUGAAGCUGAUAUACCAUCAGCAGAAAAUUGGUGA